CCUUGCUAGAAAUCGAAACUUGUCUGAGGAGUGGGUGUAACUGCUCACUCCUGCAAUUUUAUUUUUUUUAACAUUGCGGGAUAUCUGCUGAAAAGAUGGAGAAAAUAUACAAAUUACUGGAGAAAUUCAGAUUGGAAGGAUUCUACAAAAGAUUCCUUGACUUUGGGAUUAAAGGAGAACAGGAUUUUAUUGACAGUGUCAAUGACAAGACCUUAAAAGACCUAGGUUUAUCACAAGCAGAGAUGGCUCGGUAUCAAAACAUGAUCGCUUACUUGCAGAGAAUUGGCAGUACACAUACUCCAGAGAUGCAACAAAUGCCUGUGAUGAAAUCGCUUAAUGCAUUUCAUAUAUUCUACCGAUUUCCAAAAUGUGCUGAGAGGCAAGAGAUUACAGGUCUAGAUCCCUCACAAAACACAGUGGACGACGUGAUGCUUCGAAUUUGCCACGAAAAUAACGUUGACAGGCACACGUCUGUAUGUCUUUACACUGCUGAUGGUAUGCCUUUGACGGACGAUCCCUUUUUCAACACAUGGUCUUUGAAAGACAGACAUAUUGAGAGUGGAAGUGAACUGUAUGCCAUAUUUACACCAAAAGAAAACCUAAUAGAGUUACAUAAGAGAGAAAUGACCAACAUCAAAAAUGAAGGACCGGAUGUCAUCCGCUGUCACGUAAUGUUACAGGGAGACUUUGAAAUCAAAGUUGACUUGGAACAUGAUACAUUGAGAGAGUUGACGUGGCGACUUUCUCUGGAAAGUGGUAUACCAGUGUCAGUUCUGCACUGCAGAAAUUUGUCAAAUCUUUCCAAAAAACUGAGUACCUUUGAAAUCACAGAAGAUUUGGUUCUACAGUUCUCAUUAUCAACAUUUGAUGAUGUAAAACCAGAUUUAAGUCUCCUCUUCCACAAUGAUGUCAAACCCUCAGUGAUGCAAACACAGAAAGGCCUGAGUGUUUUUCUGUCAACGCUAUAUGCCAUUAAAGUGAAAAACUGUGGAGAAAAAUUCAAGAAAGUGAUUGCAUACAUUCGCAAAUUGAGUGGAUGCAACGCUUUGGCUCAGAGUUUGUACCAAUUGAUUUGUUUGAAUGCAUGUAUAACUAGAAACCAGAAGAUUGCUGUUGUUGAGGGUCUGUACUUUCUCUUCAGAGAGUUGUUACCAGAUCUAAAUGAUACAUCGGGCCCAAAGACCAUUGAGGAUUCUGACGUUUUUGAAUAUGCAAACAUCUGCUGGGCUUACGUGAUUCAUCAAGGACAGAACGAGAAUGCUGAUAUGGAGAACUAUGCUACAGUUUCUCUGAGGGCAUAUCCUACAGGCUAUCGAAUGUCUGAGCCUGUGAGAAUACCAGGGUUUUCUGAGGUUUUGGAGAGGUCAUAUGUAUUGGAACAAAUCAGCGAGGAGACGCGAAUUCCAAACUGUAGCGAGAGCAACCUACAGUUGUCGUCAAUCCAAAGAGCCACAGAUAUUGAAAAGAUUUUGCUUAGUCAGCCAAUGUCAUUCGGAAAGUUCCAAUUGUGGAUCUGCUGUCACAGUGCUCCAAAAAGUUUCAACUUUCAGGUUGAACAAAAGAAAACGUUCAUGGAAAUGUAUGAGGAUGCCAAACAGUUUGACCAUUUGAUUGUGACCCCACCCCUGCAACUGCUUGCAAUGGGAAAUAUGGGACCCCGACUGGUGUUUCUCCAAGAGGAUAAUCUCGGUCUUUAUUUUGGCAAAGAAAAGGGAGAUCCACGUAAGAUUGAUGUUUACGACUGUCUGUCUGGAAAAAUGGUAACUGAAAAUGUGGAAGAUCUGGCUCACAUCCUUAAUGAUGUCAGAAGUGACAACACCUUCAAACUCACUAAAACCCCCAAAGAGGCAAUUGUGGUCCUCUUUGAUUCAAGUUCUUCAAUGACAGAAGAAUGUUACGACACUUCCAGUGAGAUGAAGCGCAUCGAAGCUGUCAAGCAAAUCUUUGACAGUUUUUCUAACAGAAGCAUGGCAUAUGAUUUACCACAUGUCAUAUGCCUUGUGAAAUUUAACACGGAUGUGGAAACUAUCCUUGAUUUCACCGAAAAUCUGGAAACCUUCAAGGAGCAAGUGCAUGGUAUUGAAGCAUCAGGGUGCACAAAGUUGUAUGAUGCAUUACUCCAUGGCAUCUCAGAACUUGAAAAAGUCAAGCAAAGGUUUCCAGCUUGCAGAUGUCGCAUCUUGUGUUUGACAGAUGGCAAUGAUUACAGGUCUCAUAAUAACCCAAUUUCUGUUACCAAUCAAUUGAUGGACAAGAAGAUCGUGGUUGAUGCUGUUCUUCUUGGCAAGGCAGAUAACACUGUUCUGCAUGGAAUCAGCUAUGUAACAGGUGGUUACUGUUUUAAGCCUGAGACGGCAAAAGCUGCACUUAAGCUUUUGGAGAUGGAAACAGUUUUGUCCAUGGAGAUGAGGGCAGAGAGAACAGAGGUACCAGUCUCUUCCAUAAAAACCAAGAACGACUUGACAAGAAUUUUUGUCACACACGGCUAUGAUGUAGAACCAAAGAAGAAGCUACCUCCACAAAUCACCCAUAAAGUGAACAGGACAGAGAGUGUACUUAAAAAGAAGAUAAAGGAAAGCAGAACAGGACACUUCAUGGAAAAACACAGACGGAUUUUAGAAGAACUGAAGAGUCUUCAUUGUGAUCCCCAUCCGUACUGUACCGUGUAUCCCUCUGAAACAGACUUCACAUUCUGGAGGAUUAUCAUGAAAGGACCUCCAGAAACCCCCUAUGAGAAAGGGGUUUUCGAGCUGUACUGUGAGUUUGGUCCUGAUUAUCCAGUGAAAGCACCUCUUGUGCGAUUCUUCACUCCCAUUUACCAUUGCAACAUCAACAAUGUGGGAAGGAUUUGCCACCACAUAUUUGAUCGAAACUACUCAUCUGAUGUUACUAUGAGAGAGAUCCUGGAUGCUGUGUAUGGACUUCUGAUACUCCCAGAGGCUGAAGAUCCACUGGACAGUGUUUUGGCAGAAGAAUUCCAGACAAACAAACAAGGCUUUGAACAAGCAGCCAAAGCUGAGACGGCGAAAAGCGCAUGUCAGUCUGUUGAAUCCAUUGAAAUGAAAUACGUAGGAGAGUGCAGUGCGGCGGUACCUCCUCAUCUGUUAUGUCCAUUGUCAAAACAGAUGUUUGUUGAUCCAGUGAAAAGCAAAUAUGGGAUUGUGUAUGAGCGAAAAGCCAUUGAGGAAUGGCUAAAGACGAACCAGGUCGAUCCAGUCAUGAGGAAGCCUCUUAGUUCCAGUGAUCUAAAGCAAGAUACAAACAUAAAGAGGGCUGUUCAGCAGUUUCGUAGAGCCCAGGUAGAGGAAACUGAAUAAGAAAUGUUGUAAAGAUGCCACAUUUACAUGUAGAUUAUUGUAGAUUUACAGUGAUGAAAAGAGUUAAACACGUUUUGUUUUUUUGGGGCUCUGAAAGUUUUGAGAUUAAUUUGAAAGUUUGAGAUUAAAGAAAUAAUCAGUUCCUUUACAAUUUAACCAACGUCAUACGUAAGAUUACGAAUUAUUUCUUUUUUGAUUUGGUAACUAUAUUACAAAAGAAUGUGCAGUAUCUUUAUCUGAAAGUACUGUAACAGCUCCUAUGGAUGAUCUGGUGUUCUUAAACCUUACAUUGUGAAUAAGGUCUACGUUUUCAAUUGUUAGAUUUCAAGGAUGCUGUUUGGUUUAAAAUGUAAUACAAUUGUUAAUCUCUGGUUACUAGUUUCUUGCUUGCUGCGUCUUUAUU
Molecule: messenger RNA, 3720 nt
Organism: Triplophysa rosa
Lineage: Eukaryota; Metazoa; Chordata; Actinopteri; Cypriniformes; Nemacheilidae
Exons: 25
Coding region: 96-3317 (1073 amino acids)
Biological process (GO): protein polyubiquitination
Cellular component (GO): nucleus
Molecular function (GO): ubiquitin conjugating enzyme activity
Source: RefSeq, a predicted model, not a curated record